AAAAGUUCCUUCAUUCAUUUUAGUUGGAAUUUUUUGGAAAAUUGUCCGGCGAUCUUUUUUGUAUCCUACAAAAGUUCUAAUAAUUCCCAUAUUGUUAUCGGUAGUUUAUUACAAUUCCCAUAUUUGCGGAAAAAUUAUUUUCGCGUUUAAACAAAACACAUCGACCAGUUUAGUCCUGUUAGAACGGUUCAGCUUACAUGUUGAUUGAUGCCGUGGCCGUUCAUGUUUUGUUAAUUUAUUAUUGUCAUUAACGGGGCAUUCGCGAUUCGCGUAUAUUAUUUUAGUGGAAUAUUUUUGCAGAAUGGAUGCCAAAGUUAAGGCUGAAAAAGGACGCAAUGGGGAAGGUAGUGGUGAUGGGGAGCCAAAAAAUAAUCUUCACCAAGGCCCGCCGCCUCAAACGCCGCUCAACAAGACGAAACUCACUGCCGGAGCAAUACAGGGUCCUCUUAUCAAGAAGGAUAAGCGCCAUUCCAGUUCCAGGUUCAACAUUACCAAAAACAGAGAGCUGGAAAUGCUUCCGACUUUGAAAGAAGCCGGCGGGGCAUCAGAACGUGAAGAAUUGUUUAUACAGAAACUGAGACAGUGCUGCGUCCUGUUUGAUUUCGCGUCAGACCCCUUGUCCGAUUUGAAAUGGAAAGAAAUAAAACGUACAACCUUGACAGAAAUGGUGGAGUUUGUGACACAAAACAAAGGCAUUAUUACCGAGAAUGUUUACCCAGAGGCUGUUCAUAUGUUUGCUGUAAACCUGUUCAGAACCCUUCCGCCCUCCUCGAAUCCUAACGGAGCUGAAUUCGAUCCUGAAGAAGACGAACCGACAUUAGAGGCGGCCUGGCCUCAUUUGCAGUUGGUCUACGAACUGUUCCUCAGAGUCCUUGAAGCUCCCGAUUUUCAAGCGAACAUAGCCAAACGUUACAUUGACCAAAAGUUCGUGUUACAACUCUUAGAUCUUUUCGAUUCGGAAGAUCCCAGGGAGAGAGAUCUUUUAAAGACAACGUUACAUAGGAUAUAUGGAAAAUUUUUAGGAUUAAGAGCGUUUAUUAGGAAACAAAUUAACAAUGUAUUUUAUAGGUUUAUAUAUGAAACUGAGCACCACAACGGUAUAGCAGAACUACUAGAAAUUCUCGGUUCGAUUAUCAAUGGUUUUGCAUUACCUCUCAAAGAAGAACACAAAGUUUUUCUUUUGCGAGUGCUGAUGCCCUUGCAUAAAGUAAAAUCUUUGUCAGUGUACCAUCCGCAGUUGGCCUAUUGCGUAGUGCAAUUUUUAGAAAAGGACCCUUCGCUCACCCAACCGGUGAUUAGAAGUUUGCUAAAGUACUGGCCGAAAACUCACAGUCCCAAAGAAGUGAUGUUUUUGAACGAGCUCGAAGAAAUUUUAGAUGUCAUUGAACCUGCAGAGUUUCAAAAGAUUAUGGUUCCCCUUUUCCGACAACUCGCGAAAUGUGUCAGUUCGCCGCAUUUUCAAGUAGCGGAAAGGGCUCUCUACUAUUGGAAUAACGAGUACGUUAUGUCGCUGGUAGCCGAGAACGCCACUGAAAUAUUACCGUUGAUGUUUCCUAGUUUAUACAAAAACUCCAAGAGUCACUGGAACAAAACCAUUCACGGUCUAAUUUAUAAUGCUUUGAAACUUUUCAUGGAGAUGAAUCAAAAGUUGUUCGACGAGUGCACUCAACAGUCCAAGCAAGAACGUCAAAGGGAGAAAGAGAAGCAAAAUCAAAGACAAGAAUUAUGGGAAAGAGUAAACAAUUUGGCCAAAAGUAGUGCCGAUUAUGAACUUAUUUACAAACAACACGCAAACGAAUUUAACAAUGUGAUAACCAGUCCUGAAGGUGAAGACGAAGUUAACUUAGAAAAUUUAGAAACUGAAGCGCUAGAGGUAAAAAAAAGCCGCAACAACACCAAACCCCUUGUCCGUCGCAAAUCCGAACUGCCCCAGGACCAAUACACCGUCAAAGCCCUGAGCGAUCAUAAAAGGGCCGACGAGUACCUUCCUACGCCACCUGACGUCAACAAAUGCUAGUCGUGUCUUUAUUUUAGCAAGCUUAGUGCCAAUUAUAUUCAUCGAUUAUUUAUAUUAUGAUAGUAUAGUGUCGUCGGAUGGUGCUGGUUCGAGAAUUUUGGUGCUCGAAUUUGAUAUAAUGAUAGUGCCUAAGAAUUAUAAUCAAACAUAAAGAUUCGACAAUUUUUAAUAUUUUUUUUUUCCAAGUGUGAGGCAUUGAAAUUCUCACAGCUUAUAAUAUGAUGAGUUUAUUAUUCUAAGUUGCAAAUUUUUUUUUUUUUUUGAUUUAUUAUUUUCUUAUUGGUUUAUUGUUUAAUACUGUACACUAUACUUAUAAAGGACUAGUGGCUGUUAAAUAAAGUAGGGAAAAGGGUUUAACUUAUUUUUAUUCAAUUAAUUGGAACAAGUACAAACUGUUAGGUUCAUGUUUUUCUGAAAUCCCUAUACAUUAAGGAUAAAAUGAAGCAGUAAAUUAACAAAACAAGCGAGCCUUAAUUUUUUUCCUCUUAAAUUAAACCAGCCAUUUGGCCCCUGAUUUUUAACUAGAAGCAGCUUUCAUUUUUUGUCUUUCUACAUCUGCUCGUCAAAGAUUGGGGCCCUGUAAAUGUAGAGUAACUAUUACUAUUUUUGCUUCAAUAAUGAAGUUUUUUAUUGCUUGUCUUUUAGUUGUUAAUUAUUUGUGAUUCGACAUUAUCCAAAAUAAUCAAUAAAAUGGUGAGAUUAGGUGUAAAGGUUGAAAUCUCUUUUAAUCAAUACCUACAUAUUACUCAAAAAAAUAAAAAAAAUACAGUGAAAUCUCUCUAAGGCGGACAAGAUAUUGAAUAAUACAACAGAAUUUAAUAAAAAAUCAAGAGAAAAUUAGUAUUUUUUUGUCAUGGCUCUUGAAUCUAUUUUAUUUGAUUGUUAAAAUUUGGUUGGUCCUCUAUAAAUAUUAGAUUGCUUUGUUCAAAUACCAUUAUUGAGGGUGUCCGUUAUGAGAGUUUUGACUGUAGAUAGAUGUAAAUAUGGGCUUAAUUCUAAAUAUAGUUUAUUGUUAAAAAUUUGUAUAUUUUCUCAAGAAAUUCUCUUGUAAAGCGUAAAAAUGUUCUAACAAAAAGAAAGGAAACAUCAGUUGAGCUACUAACUGUUGAUUUAUCAAAUAGUUAUUGGCUCGAUCCACUUAGUUUUUAUUUAUUAUUAUUAUUAUUAUUAUUAUUAUCAUAAAAUUAGUUUUGUGUAUUAUAACAAUAAAAUAUCAAUAGAGUAUUCAAUAUGAUGGCCAAUAGAUUUUUUCAUAUAUUUUUAUGAGUAAAAAAUGUGCACUAAAAAUGUACAGUAAAUAAUUGAAUAUUGUUAGGAGACUUAGUAGGAUCGCUUUAAAUGUAUCUGUGAAACACUAACAGAACAAAAUACCUAGGUCUAAUUUUUUGCAGUUUUUUUUUUUUUUUGAUUACCUACCAUCGUUCAUACAUAAUUCAAUAAUUAGUUUUUAGGAACAUUUAUAUUAAGAAAUACUUAUAAUUUGUGUGGCGAGAUUUAAAAAAAAAAUCUGUAUAGUAUUGUUAAGGAGUUGAUAUUGUAUUAGACAGUAUUUUUUUAAUGUACAGCUUUGCUUUAUGACGAUGAUGAAUAUCUAU
Ceutorhynchus assimilis (cabbage seed weevil) is the source of this 3612-nucleotide messenger RNA. The record is from the annotation of a GenBank genome assembly. Lineage: Eukaryota; Metazoa; Arthropoda; Insecta; Coleoptera; Curculionidae.